Macadamia integrifolia is the source of this 2314-nucleotide messenger RNA. RefSeq names its product receptor-like protein EIX2. Gene Ontology annotation, molecular function: protein binding. The annotation marks the transcript as partial. The record is from RefSeq and is a predicted model, not a curated record. Lineage: Eukaryota; Viridiplantae; Streptophyta; Magnoliopsida; Proteales; Proteaceae. The transcript has 6 exons.
AUGUUCUUACGCAUACAAACCACCAACUCCAGUGUUAGUAGUACAAACACAGAAGUAAUUUGUAGUGCAACAGAGAGACAAGCCCUUCUCAGCUUUAAGAAGGGACUUAAAGAUCCAAAAAAUUGGCUCUCAUCUUGGAUUGGUGAAGACUGUCGUACAUGGAAAGGAGUUAGCUGCAACAACAGAACAGGACAUGUCGACAUGCUCGACAUGCUCGACAUGCUCGACCUCCGACAGCCAUAUCAAUCCAACCUAGGACAAUUUGCUACUGAUAUGAGUUCCCCGUUGGGUGGGGAGAUAAGUUCUUCUUUACUUGAGCUGAAGCAUCUGAAGUACCUAGACCUAAGCAUGAAAAAGUUUGAUGGUAUCCGCAUUCCUGAGUUCCUUGGUUCUCUCAAGAACUUGAGAUACCUUAACCUCUCUUAUGCUGGUUUUUGUGGAAUGGUUCCUCCUCAGUUGGGGAAUCUAUCAAAUUUGCAUUAUCUUGACCUUAGUACUAAUUCUUUGUUUUUGUCUGGUGGUGCUACUGGAUUACAUGCUGAGAGCUUGCUAUGGCUUUCUCAUCUUUCUUUCCUACAGCAUCUUGACAUGAGUCGAGUUAACCUCAGUAAAGCAACUGAUUAUCUGAAGGUAUUGAAUAUGCUCCCUUCUUUAACUGUGUUAUUAUUAUCAUCCUGUGAGCUUAUUCCAAUUCUUGAUCUUCCUCCUCCUCUUGUUAGUAAUUUUACAGCACUCACUAUCAUUGACCUUUCAAGAAACAAUUUCAAAUCUUCAGUUCCUAACUGGUUGUUUAGUAUCAGGGGCCUCGUUUCUCUUGAAUUGCACCAAAAUGCACUUCAUGGUCCUAUACCAGGUGGUCUUCAGAACAUGACUUACUUGAUGGGCCUUGAUCUCUUUGAUAGCAAUUUUAAUUCCACCAUACCUGAUUGGUUGUAUUAUUUGAGAAAUCUUAUAACCCUUGAUGUCUCUCAUAACAAUUUGACAGGUGGGUUUCUAGAAAUUCCUCCUAGAUGCAUUGCUAAUAGUAGUUUAGAGUGGCUGAAUUUGGGAGACAACCACCUUUCAGGUCCCCUUCCUGAUCAAUUGGGGCUGUUUAAGAGUAUAGCAGGUCUUUUUCUUGGCAACAACUUGUUUUCUGGUUCAAUUCCUCAAUCUAUAGGAAGAUUGUCAUCAUUGAGAUAUUUGAAUCUCAAUGGUAAUCAGUUGAAUGGAUCUAUUCCAGAAAGUAUUGGACAACUUUCACAACUUGAGGUUUUGUUCUUCUCAUAUAAUUAUUCCUUGGAAGGUGUUGUGUCUGAGAUUCACUUUGCCAAUCUCACUGGACUAAAGGAAUUAGAUGCAUCUUCAAACUCAUUGAUUUUGAGAGUCAACCCUGAUUGGAUUCCUCCCUUCCAACUCAAAAAGAUACAUAUGGGAUCAUGGCAAGUAGGGAUCCAUGGUGAGCUCCCAAGAACAGUGAAACUUUAUUCCUUUGUCUCACUGGUAUUCUUGGGUUCCAACAACCUCGAGGGCCCACUACCCUAUUUCUCUUCCAAUGUGGGUCAGCUAGAUCUUUCCAAUAAUUCUUUUUCUGGAUCUAUUUCCCAUUUUCUUUGUCAAGAGAUGGCUAAACCGAGCUUCUUGGAAAUUCUUGAUCUCUCAAACAAUCUCUUAUCUGGAGAGAUCCCUGAUUGUUGGAUGAAGUGGCAGUCACUGGAAGCAAUAAAGUUGUCAAACAAUAAUUUAGCUGGAAAGGUUAUUGACCUUGUGAAGAAUGAGUUUUCUGGAAGCAUACCAGCAUGGUUGGGGAAAAGCUUAGUGAAGCUAGUAGUUCUGAGUUUGCAUUCAAACAAUUUUAGUGGUAGUAUUCCACUAGAACUUUGUGGUCUAUCAUCACUUCAAAUCCUGGACCUCGCUCAUAACAACCUUUCAGUUCGUGUAGAGGAUGUAUGGUUGAUUAUCAAAAGAAAUGAGCUUGAGUAUAGCAAUACUCUUAAGCUUCUAAUGAGCAUGGACCUUUCAGAGAACCAUUUGUCUGGAGAGAUUCCCAAAGAACUAACAAGUCUUCUUAGGUUGCGAUCAUUGAACUUAUCAAGAAAUCAUUUGAAUGGAAACAUUCUUGAGAACAUUCCAUUGAGUACCCAGCUCCAAAGCUUUAAUGCAUCCAGCUUUGUGGGUAACCAAGAACUCUGUGGACCUCCACUGACACAGAAUUGCACUAAAGAUGGGCCAAACAAUGAUGUCAGAAGAGAAGAUGAAGUUUUAGCUCGCCUGCUAAUGGCAAUGCCGAAGGUGGGUGAGCUGAAUCCGUUUUCUCUUUCUGUUGGUGUAUCUG